CCAGUCUGUGUGCAAGCCAUUGUGAUUGUGAACACCGAUCAACAGGAUGGCCAUGGCGUUGACGAGCGCAGGCAGCCUCCAUUCGAUUGCACCACCCGGUGUGAUUGCAUGUGAGCGGCGAUAUGCAGAAUCUGGUGCCCGCGCAAGGAGAGUGCGGACAUGGCUGCUAUCCCUGAGUGGCGGAGGAGCGUCGACCCAAGCAGCUUCUUCGCUCUCUGAACCUGACAUCUGUCGGGCAGAGCGGCAUGUAUGUGCUGCUCGCAGCGGUGUCCCGCUGAAUGUGGGACUCGGUUCCACGAGGCCAAGCAAGGUGGGACUUGGUUACACAAGGGCGAGCAGGAAGUCCCGUUCAAGACCAUUUUGGCUGGCGGCAGUGAGAUCUGAAGGUGAUGAGGGCAGGAGAACGUCUGGAGGUAGCGAGGGAAGGGACGGCAGCAAUCCCUUGCGCUUCGUGCGGUGGUUUAGGUCGAAGUUGAGCACGUUCUUUCCCUCAGGAGAGGGACAGAGAGAGGCGAAGUCGGGGGACAAAGGGAACUACAACGUCUACUACACUGUGAAAAAUGGUGAUACUCUGGAAGGUAUCGCGGACAAGUUCGACGUCCCCCGCCAUUUUCUGAUGGAGGUCAACGAUAUUGAGGGCAGUAAGAAGUUGAGUGCGGGUCAGGUUCUGUGGAUUCCGCAUGUGUACGAAGUGAAGAGGGGUGACACGCUGGACAGCAUUGCGGAGAAGUUCGGUGUGCCCAAGUCGAGGCUGCGGGAGGUCAAUGGUAUUCAGGACGCUGAUUCGAUAUCUAGCGAGGACGCAUUGAUAAUCCCGCCUACGGAAGUUGAGAGCAGGGCGGGAGGAAAAGGCCGUGAAGGGGAGCGCCAGGGUGUUCACAGUGGGAUGGGAGGAUCGACGUCCGGCACGGCAGGGACGACGGGCAGCGCAGGGCAAGGAGGAGGAUCAACGACGGGGACGGCGGGUAGGAGCGGUACCUCAGGGGGGCCAGGCGGAGGAUCAACGUCCGGGGCGCGGGUGGCACAUCUGCAGGGCAAGGAGGAGCUGGAGGGGUGGGUGGCUCAUCUGCAGGGCGAGGAGGAGGGUCAACGACGGGGACGGCGGGGACGGCUGGUACGAGCGGUACCACAGGGCAAGGCGGAGGAUCAGCUUCAUCGACGACGGGGACAACGGGUGGGUCGGCAACCCGCGGAGGGCAGGGGGAUGCAGGGCAAGGAAGUGGAUAGGGCAGGGGAUCCGCUGGCCAGUAAAGCCGAGAGAGUAUUGUACCUCAGGGUAGGGAUGAAGAGGGUUAAGAGGUUCGUCUCAGAUCAUGAAACGCAGUGGAAGUGCUUCAUGGAUGCGUGGACGCAGACCGAGGAGAGAAGGACUGGGAUCGGUGUCCGUUAAUCUUUCUCGUACCGCCAUGUAGAGAUGAAUCUGACUGCAAGUACGUCCACAGCUUAGUAGGAAAAACCGCCAUGCUAGCGCUUUCGUAAAUGCAUCUGACUGCAAUUACGGCCGGAGCAGGAUGAAUCUGACUGGAAGUACGUCCACAGCUUAGUAGAAAAAAUCGCCAUGCGAGCGCUUUCGUAAAUGCAUGUGACUGCAAUUACGGCCGGAGCAGGAUGAUGAAUCUGACUGCAAGUACGUCCACAGCUUACUAGGAAAAAUCGUAAUGUGGUAUGCCCUUAAUCGC
Chara braunii is the source of this 1679-nucleotide messenger RNA. The record is from the annotation of a GenBank genome assembly. Lineage: Eukaryota; Viridiplantae; Streptophyta; Charophyceae; Charales; Characeae.